UUAACUGGAGAAGAUAUAUCAAACAAUCGGCGAGAGAGUGUUUCACAAUAUUUCCAAACACCUCGAAGUUCACGACUCGGUGUUUCGAAAAUAGUUUGGUCUCUAAAACCUGCAAGAAACCCUCGUUUCUUGGUAACUAUUUCACUCUUUAAAGAAUGCUACAAAACACAAUUGUUUUUGUUUAUCACCAUAACAUACGUAGUGUAAUCAGGCGGCAUUAAUUUUACUUUUGGCAAUUUUUCUGAACUGGCAAAACUCUUUAAAAAUGAGAACUUAUCAUCACCUAUAUUCUACACUGCUAAGUUUAUGGAAUCGAAAACUGGUAAAACUUGGACUCCUUGUAUUUCUUGCUUUUGAAAUGGUGGUAAUUUUAAAACAAGACGAAUCGAUGUCUCUGAUAUUCUACCGGAUUGCUUCAAGCUGCACGCGGCAAAAUUCAACCCAUUUGAAUACAGUGACGCUAAACACGAAAUCCGCUCUUGCGACGCCGAGGACUCAAAAGUCGGGUUAUUUAAACUUACAUCUUUGGUCUGAUACAUGUGCGAGAGAUUUGAACAUUUUGUGUAAUCUGCCAAUGUUUCCGAGAGCUCCCGACAGUAGACAGUUGGUUAACAAAGCAGUUAUUGCCGAUAACCUUACAGAUGCAGAAGGAAUAAGGCUAUUUGGAUUUAUUAGCCCAGAUAAAUCUGGAUUUUAUCUCUUCAUUGUUCAAUUUUGUUCUGCUGAAGUUUGGCUCAGUCAUAACGAGAACUGGAGAAAUGCAAGGAAGGUAUUCGAUUCUGAAAACCAACCGAGGGAACUUCGGUUUUCGGAUAAAACUGCUCUGGUAGCUGGAAAUAAGUAUUUUAUUGAAGUCGUCUCCACUUGUUUUCAUAGGAGAAACAAAAUCCAACUUCUGUGGAAAACCCCAAGCAGUUCUACUUUUGAAAUAAUUAACGGGUCGUAUUUAUCGCAAUACGUAGAUGACACUGGUCGGAAUCAGUCCUUGAUUUACGAUGAUUUGUUACCAGAUUCGCUCGUUUGUGCCUCAAGAAGGAACAAUAGGACAUAUUUUAAAGCCCAGCCCGAAAUAAGCUAUUUAUCGCACGACGAAGUGAAAGAUAUUUUACCGUAUUGUGAGUACAACCCAAGCUAUACCGUAAACUACAAAAUGAAGAGGUAUGAAGCCGUGACGAGGCAUGUUGUCCAUUCAUUUAUUUACCCAUUUCCUGAACAUAUAGACCUUAAAGACCAAAAAUAUUGGAUUUAUCCACUGGGAGUAAACGAAGCGAGGAAAGUUGUUGACGUUUUUGCAGAGUCCUUCCACAAGAGAAUGCCAGGAAAAUUUGUGCUAAAUGAAAUACGAAAUGUUGAACGGAAGACCGAUAAGGAGAGGGGCGAGCGAUACCUGAUAGAGCUCGAACUGGUGGACUUAAAAAACAACAGAAAAGUCAUGCUCUCUGAAUACGUUUUCAUGCCGAAUGGAACAAAGGAACUUUGUUACCCCAAACACAUUCAGUGGAACAGAACAGUGGAUGUUUAUCUUAUAGUUACAGCCAAAAAUCUUGGAAGAUGGGUUCACCACUUUAUUAAAAACGUGGAAAAGAUUUUGAAGGAAACCAACGACUCCAAUCUUCAUGUUAUAAUUUACGAUUACAACAGUUCAGAUAUCAACUUGAAAAAGGUGUUAAGGGAGAGUUCUCUGAAAAGUUACAUGUUUUUGAUUGAAAGUGGUGAAUAUUCACGGACGCAUUCGUUUACCGAGGCUAUAAAUCUGGUAUCGGACCCUCACAGUAUUAUAGUCAUGUUGGAUCUCCAUCUGGAUGUUGCAACUCCAUUCAUUAAUGACAUUAGAAAACAUUGUAUCGAGGGUCGCAUGGUCUUCACGCCAAUUAUUGCCCAGAUGAAAUGUGGUGCAAACCCGACCAAAUUAGCAGGACUGUGGCAGGUGUACGGAUAUGGUAUAAUAGCAAUGUACAAAUCAGAUUGGGACAGAUCAGGGGGAUUCCCCAAUGAUAAAAGGAAAUGGGGUGGAGAGGACUGGGAACUAAUGGACCAGUUGGUCGGCGUGGGACUGGAGUUUGAACGCAUGCGCACAACCCAUGUGUAUCACUAUUAUCAUUCCAAGAAAGGAUUGUGGAGCAACGCGGCCUAAUAAGGCAAAUAAAUUAGUUUCUUCGAUACAUGCGACUCUGCAGGACUAAUCGACUUUUGACUCUCAGAAUCGGCUUGGCUGCAGUAGGAUCUGAUUUAAACAAAAUUUGAACGUAACACUAGCCGCUUCGGAUUGGGUUUCGUGCAUGGGCGGAUCCAGGAUUUUUCAAGGGAGGGAGGGGUGGCUAAUACUUUGGGGGUGCAGAAUCAAUGGAACAUGCCCCCAAAAUGUUGCAAUUUGAAAACUUAUUUAAAACUGUUACACUAGAAAUACUAGCCAUGCCACAAACUAGAAAAUACGAUGAGGUACAUGUCCCGAGUAUUUGCCUUUAUUUCUGCCAAAAUAUUUUCCAACUUCUUAUUUUUUUUAUUCAUUUUUGCUUCACCAAGAGCUAGCCACCCAGUCCACCCUCUCUAAGUCCGCCUCUGUCGUUGUCAUAUUAGAUUAUACAUAAGAUAUUAAAUUGAAAGUUAAUCUUA
This is a messenger RNA of Orbicella faveolata, 2613 nucleotides long. RefSeq lists its product as uncharacterized. The record is from RefSeq and is a predicted model, not a curated record. NCBI's taxonomy places the organism in Eukaryota, Metazoa, Cnidaria, Anthozoa, Scleractinia, Merulinidae. Gene Ontology annotation, molecular function: acetylgalactosaminyltransferase activity. Gene Ontology annotation, cellular component: Golgi cisterna membrane.